Messenger RNA from Osmia bicornis bicornis, 595 nucleotides. RefSeq names its product putative polypeptide N-acetylgalactosaminyltransferase 9. The record is from RefSeq and is a predicted model, not a curated record. Gene Ontology annotation, cellular component: Golgi apparatus. Lineage: Eukaryota; Metazoa; Arthropoda; Insecta; Hymenoptera; Megachilidae.
UGGUUAGUAACUGUUUGCAAAUCUGUUGAAUUCCAAUGCAGAUCAGGCACCUGGUUAGCAGCAUAUGUAUAGAUUCACCAGGGAAACCUGAAGACUUGCACCAGCCAGUGGGUUUAUAUCCCUGUCACCGCCAGGGCGGCAAUCAGUACUGGAUGUUGAGCAAGACCGGGGAGAUUCGUCGAGACGAGUCGUGCUUGGAUUACAGCGGCACCGAUGUCAUCCUCUAUCCAUGUCACGGUAGCAAGGGUAAUCAACAAUGGAUUUAUAAUCCUCAGACGAAGCAGAUCAGACACGGUAGCAGCGACAAGUGUCUGGCAAUCACCGAAAGCAAACAACGUCUGAUAAUGGGAUGUUCGCCGACUGCAGCCAGACAAAGGUGGUCCUUCGAGAAUUACGAUCCGUCGAAGCUGUGAUAUCGCGCCUUUUCGCGUCGCCAAUCGAAGGAUCUCGGCCGGAAGUUCGAUCAUCCCGGCUCUUGGGUGUCUGUUCAACGUUACUCCGUCGCUAGAACGCGUUUCGGUAGAUAGGCGGUGUGGUUUCGAGGCUGGAACGCCUCGAAACGUCGUCGAUCAGACACUCGGGAUCCAUCGCGAGA